UUUUUUUUUUGUUUGUUUGUUUGUGGUUUGGUUGGGUGUGUGUUUGUUUGUUUGUUUUGUUUUCGCGCGUUUGGAGGAAGGGUGGAAGGAGCAGAGCAGAAGAAGUGUCGUCGACGAUGAGUCUGCAGUCGAUGUCAAUGAACACUUCGCUGAAGAACGCGAUGAUUUUCGCCGCGGUCGAGGAAGACAGCACCGAACUGGAUGACGCCUCUUUGAAAGCAACGUCCGUCGCAUCGUCUGCAUCAUCGACAACAACAUUCAACAAUUCCAAUCGGAACGAGAGUCGCGGAAAGAUAGUGCAGAGGGCCUCGAACAGGUCGAGCAGAACCACCUCGGUGCCGUACCAGAGAACUCAGAAGUGCUGCAGCAGCAACAACAACAACAAUAAGAGAAGGAACAACACGGGACAGGAAGAGGAGAUGCGUGGACGAAGCGUUUCCAGCAGGUCAACAACGACGACGACGGAUAAUGGCGAUGCAGUGGUCAGCAGUACCAGCAGCAAUCAGUGGAGAACGGAUCCGGUGGAGCCCGUUGAGACGGGGGGAUCGCAGCAGGAGUCCGAGUGUUGCAGCAGCAGCGAGGGUUCCAGUUCGAGGAAGAGCAGCUGCAGCAGAUACUCGGGUCCAGCUGAUAACAGACCGAAACGUGAGAAGGACCCGGAGAUAUUGAGCAGACGCCAGAAGCAAAUUGAUUACGGCAAGAAUACCAUCGGUUACGACAAUUACAUACGCACAGUUCCAAGGCACGAAAGGAAAUUCGAUGAUCCCAGAACACCAGACAAGACCAGAGUGUAUUCGAGGAGAGCAUUCGAUGGACUGAUCAAGGAGUGGAGGCUGAAAUUGCACAAAUACGAUAACGCUUAACUCAUUAGUUAACUAUUUCAUAUAUAUAUUAUAGUGUUUUUUUUUUCUUCUU
This is a messenger RNA of Nicrophorus vespilloides, 915 nucleotides long. RefSeq names its product histone RNA hairpin-binding protein (gene Slbp). Gene Ontology annotation, molecular function: mRNA binding; histone pre-mRNA stem-loop binding. The record is from RefSeq and is a predicted model, not a curated record. Gene Ontology annotation, cellular component: histone pre-mRNA 3'end processing complex; cytoplasm. The transcript has 3 exons. The coding region runs from base 117 to 863 and encodes 248 amino acids. Lineage: Eukaryota; Metazoa; Arthropoda; Insecta; Coleoptera; Silphidae. Gene Ontology annotation, biological process: mRNA transport; mRNA 3'-end processing by stem-loop binding and cleavage.